Dentiscutata erythropus is the source of this 1521-nucleotide messenger RNA. The record is from the annotation of a GenBank genome assembly. Lineage: Eukaryota; Fungi; Glomeromycota; Glomeromycetes; Diversisporales; Gigasporaceae.
AUGGGUAAAGAAAAUUUUUUUCGACUUGUUAAACAAUAUCAAGGACAAAUUCCUUCAGAUGUUCAAGAAUAUAUUAUGCAGACAUAUACUUAUGGUCAAGAAAGUUUUAAACGUCACCAUGUAUCUGUCUGGGAAUCUUCUACAAGGGUCGAAUUGACUCUAAUGAUAAUAGUUAUUACAAUAUGGUUUUUUGUAAUAAUUUUAUCUACUUUGGGUUAUCUCGCAGCACCACUUAAAGGCGUAGACUGUAAUUUAUUUGAAAAUCUUUCUUCUUCAUUUCGACAAGAUUAUCCAAAAUUUGAAAUUAUCUUUUCGGUGGCGAAUGAUAAUGAUCCUGCUAUAGCCGUAGUGCAAAAAUUAAUGAAAAAAUUUCCAAACGUUGAUGCAAAACUAAUUAUAGGUGAUCGAGAUGUUGGCGUUAACCCAAAAAUAAAUAACAUGAUUCGUGCGUACGAAUCUGUUAAAUAUGACAUAAUUUGGAUUUUAGAUUCUAAUGUUUAUGUUGACUUUGGAUGUCUUGGAAGGUCCGUGGACAAAUUAUGUCAACCUGGUGUUGGUUUAGUUCAUCACCUUCCAUUUGCUGUACGUCCUGAAACUUUUGGUUCGGAAUUAGAAAUGUUAUUUAUAGACACUAUUCAUGCUAAAAUGUAUUUAGCUAUUAAUGCUAUUGGUCCUGAUAGUUGUGUUGUGGGUAAAUCAAAUUUAUAUAGAAAAAGUGAUAUUGAAAGUAUCGGUGGAUUGGCUCAAUUUGGUAAAUAUAUGGCUGAAGAUAAUUUAUUAGCUAAGGCUCUUUGGCAAAAAGGUUUUAAACAUGAAAUGACUAGUGAUUUAGCUUAUCAACCACUUGGUUCAAUGUCUAUCACUGGUUAUUUUUUACGUCGAUCUCGAUGGACACGUAUUAGAAAAUAUACUGUCACUGCUGCUACUAUAGUUGAACCUUUUAUAGAAUCAAUAUUAUGUGGUCUUUGUGCGUCUUAUGGAUUUAAUCUUUUAUGGCAUAUUCAUCCUUUAAAUUUCUUGGCUUUUCAUCUUUCUUUAUGGUUUUGGAUUGAUCUCAAAUUAUUUCAAACUUUAAGUCAAAAGAAAGUUGAUGUAGAAACUUUAAGAGGUUUCAUUAUGGCUUGGGCUAUACGUGAAAUUACAGCUUUACCUCUUUAUAUUUAUUCUGUAUUUGGAACUACUGUAGAUUGGCGGGAGGGUACUUACCAAUUAAAGAGAGAUUCAACUGUGAUAAAAAUAUCUUCGUCGCAUCAACAAAAUCAAGCCGGUGGGAGCAUCUCAUCUUCAUCUUCUUCAGAUAAUCAAAGAUCCUCUUUCUUUCAACAAUUCAUAGUGUCAAUUCUUACAUCUUUCAUUCUAGUUAUGAAUAUCUUUAUAGAUAUAUUGUUCUCUAGUCAACGUAAUGGUAACCCUGUCGAGAACACUGAAGAAAAUUUAAAAAAUUCUGAAAAAGAAAAUACUCUAAAUAAUAUGACGAGACUCCGUUCUAUGAGAGAAACAGACAGGAUGUCGAUCACAUGA